Messenger RNA from Mus caroli (Ryukyu mouse), 4082 nucleotides. NCBI's taxonomy places the organism in Eukaryota, Metazoa, Chordata, Mammalia, Rodentia, Muridae. The record is from RefSeq and is a predicted model, not a curated record.
CCGCUGGUCCUCAGUCUCCUCCUCCCGGCAUUGGGUUCGCAGUCCCAACACUGGAGAAAACAGAUCUUGGUGGAGACCUACGGGAGCUCGCAGUUCCCGAGUCUUCCCCAGGCUUUGAGGACGUCCCAGGCUCUUUCUUUCGUGCCGCCGCCCUCGGGCCGACUUGGAGGAAGUGAUCUGCAUUCGGGACGGGGAGCCCAGCGCGGGGUGCGUGAGGACCAGAGCGCUGAUUGUCCUGACCGGCUGCGGAGAUCCCUGGCGGGGUCCAGGGCGGCUCGUCCGGGUGGAGUCAGGAUCGGAGGGCUAGGGGCGCGGCGGUCACUCCGGGAGGUCGGGCGGCGAGCGUGACUUCACUGGGAGGGGCCAGCGCGCAGCGGGGGCGCGGAGCCCAGCGCUGAGUCCAGCGCGGAGAACGCAGCCGCGGAGCCGAUAGCAGCGCCGAGAGCGCACACCGUGCCCGGGAUGGAGCGCUACAAAGCCCUGGAGCAGCUGCUGACAGAGCUGGACGACUUCCUUAAGGUCCUCGACCAGGAGAACCUGAGCAGCGCAGCCGUGCUGAAGAAGAGCGGCCUGUCGGAGCUCCUGCGGCUUUACACCAAGAGCAGCAGUUCUGAUGAGGAGUAUAUUUACAUGAACAAAGUGUCAGUCAACAGGGAACAGAGCUCAGCAUCUCCAGACAAAGUUCCCGAGGAGCAGGGUCCACUGACCAAUGGGGAGCCCAGCCAGCAUUCCUCAGCCCCUCAGAAGAGCCUUCCAGACCUCCCUCCGCCCAAGAUGAUUCCAGAGAGGAAACAGCCCACCGUUCCAAAGAUCGAGUCCCCUGAGGGCUACUAUGAAGAAGCUGAGCCAUUUGACAGAUCCAUCACUGGUCAUUAUGGAGCAUAUCUUCCCACUGGAGUCCCCAGAUGGACACGGUUGCCUGAAGGAGUCCUUUAUGCCACGAUCACCUUGGAGGAUGGAGAGGCUGUGAGCAGCUCCUACGAGUCCUACGAUGAGGACGAGAACAGCAAAGGCAAGGCUGCCCCCUACCAGUGGCCCUCGCCAGAGGCCAGCAUUGAGCUGAUGCGUGAUGCCCGCAUCUGUGCCUUCCUGUGGCGCAAGAAGUGGCUAGGCCAGUGGGCCAAGCAGCUCUGUGUGAUCAGGGACACCAGGCUCUUGUGCUACAAAUCGUCCAAAGACCACAGUCCUCAGCUGGACGUGAACCUGCGGGGCAGCAGCGUCGUGCACAAGGAGAAGCAAGUGCGGAAGAAAGGACACAAGCUCAAGAUCACGCCGAUGAACGCUGACGUCAUCGUGCUGGGCCUGCAGAGCAAGGACCAAGCUGAGCAGUGGCUUCGGGUCAUCCAGGAGGUGAGUGGCCUGCCUUCUGAAGGAGCCUCAGAGGGAAACCAGUACACAGCAGAUGCCCAGCGCCUGAACUGUCAGAAACCAGACAUAGCUGAGAAGUACCUGUCAGCAGCGGAGUAUGGGAUCACCAUCAAUGGCCACCCUGAGAUCCCAGAGACCAAAGAUGUCAAGAAGAAAUGCUCUGCUGGCCUCAAGCUGAGCAACCUUAUGAACCUGGGCAGGAAGAAAUCUACCUCGCUGGAGCCCCCGGAGAGAUCCCUAGAGACAUCCAGCUACCUGAAUGUGCUGGUGAACAGUCAGUGGAAGUCACGCUGGUGCUUCGUUAGAGACAGCCACCUGCACUUCUACCAGGACCGGAACCGGAGCAAGGUGGCCCAACAGCCCCUCAGCCUGGUGGGCUGUGACGUGCUUCCAGAUCCUAGCCCCGACCACCUGUAUUCCUUCCGUAUUCUUCACAAUGGCGAGGAGCUAGCCAAGCUUGAGGCCAAGUCUUCAGAGGAGAUGGGCCACUGGCUAGGCCUCCUGCUCUCAGAGUCGGGCUCCAAGACAGACCCGGAAGAGCUCACCUACGACUAUGUGGAUGCUGAGAGGGUUUCCUGUAUUGUGAGUGCGGCCAAAACCUCUCUCUUACUGAUGCAGAGAAAGUUCUCAGAGCCCAACACAUACAUCGAUGGCCUGCCCAGCCGGGAUUGCCAGGACGAUCUGUAUGACGACGUGGAGGUAUCAGAGCUGAUAGCCGUGGUGGAGCCUGCCGAGGACGCCGCCCCUGCUGACGAUGCUAACAGUGGUAGUGAGCUAGACAGAGUAUACCUGGAUCUCACACCGGUCAAGUCCUUCCUGCACAGUAGCAGUGAGGUUCAGGCGCAGGCCUCUCUCCCAGCAGUGCCACAUCAGGACGAUGUAGCUGAGACCCUCACAGUAGACCCAAAGCCAGGCGCCACCCCAGAGGAGCCCCACACAGAGUCUCCAGGAGACCCAGAGGAGCAGCAGAGGCAGCCAGAGGUUCAGGAGUCUUCAGAGCCUAUCGAGCCCAUCCCGAGAAUCACCAUGGUUAAGCUACAGGCCGAGCAGCAGAGAAUCUCCUUUCCAGCCAACUGCCCGGACACCAUGGCUUCUGCCCCCAUCGCUGCCAGCCCACCUGUGAAGGAGAAGCUGAGAGUAACCAGUGCAGAGAUCAAACUUGGGAAGAAUCGGACAGAGGCAGAAGUGAAGCGGUACACGGAGGAAAAGGAGAGGCUGGAGAGGAGCAAGGAGGAGAUCCGAGGGCACUUGGCUCAGCUCCGCAAAGAGAAGCGGGAGCUCAAAGAGACCCUGUUGAGAUGCACAGAUAAGGGGGUCCUGGCCAAGCUGGAGCAGACACUGAAGAAAAUAGACGAGGAAUGCCGGAUGGAGGAGAGCAGGCGUGUGGACCUUGAGCUCAGCAUCAUGGAGGUGAAGGACAACCUGAAGAAGGCAGAGGCUGGGCCCGUGACCCUGGGCACCACUGUGGAUACCACGCACCUGGACAACAUGAGCCCUCGUCCACAGCCCAAAGCUGCCACCCCCACCCCCCCACCAGACUCAACGCCAGUCAACUCUGCAUCUGUGCUCAAGACCAGGCCUCUUUCCGUCAUGGUCACAGGCAAAGGCACUGUCCUGCAGAAAGCCAAGGAAUGGGAGAAGAAAGGAGCCAGUUAGGAGACAAGAAUUGCCUAAAAGACUCUUAUGUGACUGUGGACCUUGGUGACAAUCCUGCUCCGGACAAGUCUUCUUUAAACGGCAACUUUGAGGAAAGGUGAGUCUGUUUCCAAGACCAAGCAAGGGAUGAGGCGCUCGCUGCAAACGGAGCAGCAUCGGUUAAGAGAAGGCCCUGUCUCCUCCUCAAGCCAAAGGGAUCCCAGCAGGAGCAGCGCGGUGGCCUCUUUGGAGUCCCGAAAUCUACUGGCUGUCAAUGAGACAAUGUACCUUCCCUUUUCUUUUUAAAGAUUUCGUCCAUCACUCAACUGUUUUACCAAGAUUUUUCAGGUGUGAAAAAAAUUGACCACAUUGCUUCUGGUUAUGAGAAAAAUCUAAAUUCCUGACCCCCUCAUCUUUCAUCCUGUAUUUGGCCAUGUUGAGGUUUAAAUCAUGCAUUGCCUUCAUGUUUGUCCAAGUUGGGUGGGCUCUGAUGGUCUUCAAGAACAUUAGAACCCUGGAAUCAGUAGAAGAGGGACAUAUUGGGAACCAAGCCAAGGCACUGACCCCCUAGGGGUCACUAAGGACUUCCCCCCAGUCCAGGAAAACUUUAAACAAUGCUGUAUUAUAGAGGGGGAAGAUUCCUGUGUUUACAGACGGUCCUGUGGCCAGGCCACUUUUAAAGAAAAGAGUUGGUCAAUUACCUCUUCAUUACCAUUGUAAAGAUGUUUUAAAUUUCUGGUCCCCUUGUGAGGAAAACAGCCGUGAAUUAGAGUAGCCUGUCUAGUCUGUCAGACUGGCAGUCAGUGCUGUCUUUAUGUGCUGUCUCUCUGGGACAGCACUAGCACACGUGGAUACAUUUCAUCUGUUACCUGCCCCAUUUCUGAGCAUUUGGAACUAGUUACCUAACACUGGUUUCUGAAGGCUAAAUGUUUUUACACAUAUAUUAUUGUCUUUCUAAUCCCAGGGCAUUUAUUUCCUGUAUCAUAAACACUUGGUGACCUUUAUCAAGUGCUGAGUUAGAAUUUUUUUUUUUUAAAUAAAAUGUUCGUUGUAUUUUGAGUUUCCCUUGUAUUUCAUGG